CUGGUUAAAAACAGACGAAGAAGACGGAACCCGGAAAUAUGACAAGAUGGCGGAAUGUGAUAACAUCAGCGAUGUUCGACAAAUAAAUUCAAACGCAGAACUUCUGAAAUUACCCGAAUUGCUAGAUCAUGGAUGGAAGAUAUUUGAAGAGGUUGACCGAACAAAUGAACCUCUUGGCUCUAAUAAUAUCCAGGUCCGAGUUAAACGCGGCAUCAGUAUGUUGGAAGAAGCGUCCAGGAUGGCGGCUCAGCUCGACCUGUUCAGCCGCAAUGAAGAGCUGCAGGAGACGGCCACGGCGGAGCUGAAGUACCUGCUGCUGCCUGCGCUCUUAGGAGCCCUGACCAUGAAGCAGACCAGCCGUGAGAAACGACUAGAGAUAGUACAAACAGCCCGGGCUUACUUCAUGGAUUUCCUGAGGAGAUGUAAAGAUUAUAACAUAUCACAGUUUGAACUGCCUAAAUCAGCAAAUGGAAACACAAGUCCUGAUGAAGCAUCAGAAAACAGACUCUCUGCUGUCAAGCCUGUCCACGGCCCGUCAGACCUGGUUGCCAUGGCAGCACAGAGACAAGCUAAGAUCGAGCGAUACCGUCUGAAGAAGGAGCUGGAAGCCAGACUGUCAGAUGUACAGAGAGCUGUGGACAGCGGACAAGCUGACGAUGAAGUCAGCAGAGAUUUUUACCUGCUGAAUGUCCGGAGAUGGGUCACUGUGUGUCUGGAGGAAGUGGAGAGCAUCGACCAAGAGCUGGAGAUACUGAAGAAGAUGGAUGUUCUGAAGCAGGGUGCUGUCGAGCAGCCGGCUCAGCCUCCCAGGCCUCCCAUGAAGCCCUUCAUCCUCACCAAGGACUCUAUGCAGGCUCGUGUGUUCGGGGCUGGUUACCCCAGCCUUCCCACCAUGACAGUAGAUGACUGGUAUGAACAGCACAGGAAACGUGGUGCCCUGCCUGACCAGGGGAUACCCAGGAGGGUCGCUAUGGAGGAGGACUCUGAUGCAAAAGAGAGGGAAGAAGAAGAAAAGGAGAAAAAGGCUGAAAAUGACGAUGAGGAGUCUCUGUUGAAAGCCAGGAACUGGGACGACUGGAAAGACACUCAUCGCAGAGGUUAUGGAAACCGCCACAACAUGGGCUAACUGAUCCCAACGCAGCGUGUGCUCAGACAGACCUGGCUCUGUCGUCAUGUCUAUCCUAAUCAGUCCGGGAGGUGGACACUCUUCACAAUUUUGAUCUUGAAAACUGUUGGUAUGAGAGGGUUACCAAACCAAGAAACACACCAUAAUUUCACCAAACAAACCUGAUGUUCAGUUCAUUGAUGGGGUUUAUCUGCAGGUACACAUUCGUGUUAGAUCAUACAUCAUUUACAAGGUUGGAUACAACAGUACUCUGUGUUGUCAAGUUUUUGAAUGAGUCUUAAUAAAAAUCUACUUGUUGGCUGAA
This is a messenger RNA of Thunnus maccoyii (southern bluefin tuna), 1430 nucleotides long. It is a transcript of the gene igbp1, whose product is annotated as immunoglobulin (CD79A) binding protein 1. Gene Ontology annotation, biological process: regulation of dephosphorylation; regulation of signal transduction. Lineage: Eukaryota; Metazoa; Chordata; Actinopteri; Scombriformes; Scombridae. Gene Ontology annotation, cellular component: cytosol. Bases 47 to 1126 code for a protein of 359 amino acids. Gene Ontology annotation, molecular function: protein phosphatase 2A binding. The record is from RefSeq and is a predicted model, not a curated record. The transcript is spliced from 3 exons.